Molecule: messenger RNA, 857 nt
Organism: Paramecium octaurelia
Lineage: Eukaryota; Ciliophora; Oligohymenophorea; Peniculida; Parameciidae
Source: the annotation of a GenBank genome assembly
AGAUAUAAUCUAAGAAAGCGACAAGUAAUUAAAAAGAUACGUGUAACUUUACCAAAUCAGGCUAAAAGAAUAUAAACGUUUGAAGAAUAACUUAUGAAAAUUGGCUAAAUUAUUUAAUCAACCAAACUCCAAGUAGGCCUUCCAAAAUAUAAAAAGAAUGGCACCCUUAAUCCUUCAAAAAAGGAAGCUGGCAUCUUUAUAUGCUUUAAGGAUAAUCAAGCUAAUACACAUACUCAUCCAUAUAAAGAAGAAAAUGUACGACGAGAAGGAGACAGAAUUUCGCAGAGAAGUGUAUAUCAGCCCUUACCCUUACUAAUUUGCACCUUACAUCAAAUGAAGAGAUUCAACAGCUACAAAAACUAAUCUCAAAUAAUAAAGCUAUAACUAUAGAUGGUAUAUCAGACACUUUUAUUAGGAAAAAAAACUAAACAGUUAAAAAGCUCUUUGGAAUGAUAAUACUCGCUAAUUAAUAAAUAUAUUGGUCAAGCUUGUGUAGUCCCACUGAAUAAGGUAUAUCCAGAAAUCCUCUCAAAAUAGACCUAUCACAAUACUUAGCCCAUUAUUCAAAUUUUUAGAAUUAAGAUUUUAAGAAAAUUUAAGAUUUCGCGAGCCGCAUCUAAAAUAUGAACAAAAUGGCUUCAUACCUAAUAAAGGAACAUAAGUAAUUAUAGAGAAAUUGGUUGCCGUCUUAGGCAGUGUGAUUGGAGAGAAACUGUGUAAUUUUUAUAGAUUUUUCAAAUGUAUAUUGAACUAUUAUCAAAACCAAGUUAUUUUAGAUUAUGGAGGAAAAAUAAGUAUUACACUUGAACGAAUUAUGAUUCCUAAAUGUUUUUACUCAUUACUUCAUUAUUAAGACC